Solanum verrucosum is the source of this 721-nucleotide messenger RNA. RefSeq names its product 21 kDa protein-like. Bases 78 to 683 code for a protein of 201 amino acids. The record is from RefSeq and is a predicted model, not a curated record. Gene Ontology annotation, molecular function: enzyme inhibitor activity. Gene Ontology annotation, biological process: negative regulation of catalytic activity. NCBI's taxonomy places the organism in Eukaryota, Viridiplantae, Streptophyta, Magnoliopsida, Solanales, Solanaceae. The transcript has a single exon.
CAUUCAAUUAAUUAUCUUUAGUUAUUGAUACACACACAAAAAAAAGAAAAAAAGUUAGAGUAAUUAAUUUAAGAGAGAUGGAAGGUGGUUAUUUUCUCACAUAUUUUCUUAUUUCAAUUGCGUUGAUAACUUCUUCUAAUAAUUGGAAUUCAGUUUCCGCCGCAAGGCCAUCAGCUGGAGAAACAAAUACGGAGUUUAUUCGAACAUCUUGUAAGUCAACAACUUAUCCAAAUCUCUGUUUCAGUUCAUUAUCAAGCCGUUCAAAUGCUAUUGGAGUUUCUCCACAACUUCUAGCACAUGAAUCUCUCUCCGUUAGCCUCGAAACAGCACAAUCAACAUCCGCUAUGAUGUUGAAAUUGGCACACAGUCAAGGCAUGACGCCUAGAGAAGUAGGCGCCAUGCGUGACUGUGUGGAGGAAUUAAGUGACGCAGUUAGUGGAAUUAAAAAAUCUUUAGGGGAAAUGAAGGAAUUGAGGGGAAAAGAUUUUGAUCUGAAAAUGAAUGAUAUUCAAACAUGGGUGAGCGCCGCCUUGACCGACGAGGACACGUGUACCGAGGGGUUCGCCGGAAAAGUGAUGAACGGGAAAGUUAAGACAGUAGUAAGGGAAAAGAUACUUGAAGUUGCACAUAUGACGAGUAAUGCUUUGGCUUUGAUCAACAGACUUGCCGCUCUUCACGGCUGAAGUAAUUUGAAACGACAAUUAAAUAUAUAUAUAUAUAU